AUGGAAGCGACGACCACCAUGGCAUCGCUGGCCAUUUCCCGCAAGAGCGCGAACGAUCUGUGGGCAGAAGCAGUAGAGCAGUUAAACGACAGUGACAAAUCUGCUGUAAACUUCAGCCACGAUAAACUCACUGUUCUCGUCAAAUUGCAGCUCCUUGCUGAAAAGUCGAAAGAUGAAUGUAUUCAGCGAAGGUGGAAGUAUACUCGUAAAAGCGGCGAGACGGUGAUUCUGAGAGACGUCUUCGAAAAGAUGAUAGCAUGGAUUAAGACCUUUGAAAAAGUUGGCAGCUCCGCGGUCCAGUACGAUCCCGUUCAUGCUGCACUCCCCUGGGCAGGAAUUCGUUUCAUUUUGCAGGUGGCCAUUAAUAACCAUGAUAAGUUUGGAGAAGUGAUGGAAGGAUUGGCUGAAAUUGCAGAGAUCAUUUGCAGGCAUGCAAUCCUUGAAGACCUCUAUUGUGGACAAAUGUCAAUAGCUGCUGGAGAGUUACAAAGGGCCUUGGUUGUGCUGUAUGCAACAGUUUUGAAAUAUCUCUCUAAAGCUAGAGCAUAUGUGAAGCAAAGAUCUAUAGAACGUAUGCUCAAGAGUGGAUUUCUACCCACCUCAGAACUUGACGACUAUUUGGAAAAAACACGCAAAGCAGAGAUUAAUGUCCGAUCUUGUGCUUCUCUGGUAGAUAAACAGGAAAACACCGUUCAUCAUAGUAAGAUGAUACAAUUACUAGAAUAUAUGGAGACACCUUUACGCAAAAUGGACGAAAAUCUGCGGCAUAUCGAAGACAAUCUUCAAGAAUCAAAGCGUAGGGCAAUCUUGGAAUGGAUGUCACAAGAACCAUACAUUCAGCACCACGAACAGAACAAACAAGGCGUGCUUUCAGGAACUGGACAGUGGCUUUUAGCAGAUUCAGAGUUUGUGAAGUGGAAGAACGAGAGAGCUUCGUCUAUUCUAUGGCUUCAUGGAUUCCUUGGGUCGGGUAAGAGCAAACUAGUCUCCAUUGUCAUUGAAGAUGCCUUGCGAGGCUUUCGCUCUGGCCAAACUAUCCGACCCGUAUAUUUCUACUGCUCACGCAAUAAAGCAGAACCAGGGCGCUCAGAUCCGUCAAACAUCCUAGCCAGCAUCGCUAGACAACUCUCUUCUCUGGAGCCAGGAACGCCACUGCUCAGCCCAACUCUUGAUCUAUACAGAAAGAAAGAAGUUGAAGGAUUCAUGUCUGGACCCAUGGGCUUGGAAGAGAGCUGCUCGCUUAUAAUUGAGCUUACAGCGCGGUAUUCACUGACUAUCAUUGUGGUAGAUGCACUGGACGAAUGUGAACGACAAAAAAAAUAUGAUCUCCUCAAAGCUCUUGAGCGAAUUCUUCAAGAAUCUUCUGGACUGGUUAAAGUUUUUGUCUCCAGUCGGAACGAUCAGGACUUCGUCGUUCGUUUGAAACAUUAUCCAAACCUCGAGAUUUCAUCUGAAAAAAAUGGCGCCGAUAUUGCACUCUUCGUGCAGACAGAGACGGAACGACUUGUCAGGGAAGAAGGCUUAUUACAGUAUAGCGACCAUCCGAUCGAGAUGAAGAACCUUAUUGUGAAAAAAGUGACUGAUGGUGCGAGAGGAAUGUUCCGCUGGGCAAGCGUACAACUGCAAUUCCUCUGCUCACUGAAUAUGGACGUCGACAUUCGUAACAACUUGGGCCGACUUCCUCCCGAUUUGGACACCAUUUACGCAGAGCUCUAUUGUAUACUUUCGGAAAAAUCUGGCGAAAUGGAAAAGAGGCUUUUCAAGAAUGUUCUCAGCUGGCUGUUGUGCGCCCGGUUGACGUUACAGACAUCGGCCUUUUUAGAAGCUGUAUCGGUUCCUACUGAAGGAAAUGACAGUCGAGUUCGUGUUACGAAGGAGCUCGUUCUGAAAAUUUGUGGUAGUCUGGUUGUGUUCGACGCUGAGCUGAAUACGUUCCGUUUCGCCCAUUUGUCAGUCAGGGAGUUUUUAGAAAGAAGACAAGAAUAUACGACAACGGCAACCAAUGCUUUGAUUGCAGGUAAUAGUCUGCGAAGAUUAAUGUCCGCAAAUAUACCGUCUGAAGUGGAUGGGCUUCUUUCGAAGCACGGCCUAUAUUCGAACCAUGACGUGCCAGAUCGUGACAGAUUCGUCCAGUACUCAUAUAUGUACUGGUGUUUGCAUUUUAAAUUAGCAGGGCAUCGACGAAUCUCUGGCGAUUUGAAAGAAACCUUCCAACGCUUCAUAUUGAGUGCAGACAUUCCAAGCGGUCCCAUCAAGUCGUGGCUCGAUACACUUCCCGGCGUGCUCAGCGAAAGAUAUCAUUGUACUCAGAACGAAAUCAAGUUGCGCGAUACCAUAACAACAUCUGGUUCGACUGUAUCCGGAGUCCUGUUUCUUGCAUGUAUCUUCGACUUUUUUGAAGUACUAGAAGUUCUGAAAGCUGAAUGGAUGAAGAGCGGGCAUUUCUUGAAUGCACAGAAUAGAACUCUUUUCGAUGUGUCAGUAUCCUAUGGAAAUUGUGGAUCACUGAAGUUUUUGCUUGACGCAGCAAGCAAUAUGAACGUCUCCGAGAAUUUAGUCGAGACAGCUGCUUGGAGCGAGUCAAACGGCGAAGAGAUCAUGAGAAUACUGCUUGACAAGCGGGGCAGGAAGAUCCAGAUCACACCAAAGAUAGUUCAAACAGCUGCUCAGAAUUGGCAAUGUGGUGAAGAGAUUAUAAGAAUACUGCUUGACAAGAGGGGCACGGAGAUCCAGAUCACACCAAAGAUAGUUCAAACAGCUGCUAAGAAUUGGAAAAACGGGGGAAAGAUUAUGAAAUUAUUACUUGAUAAGCGAGGCACUGAAAUUCAGAUCACUCCAGAUGUGGUUCUAGCAGCUGUUGAUAAUCGUGGAAAUGGAGAAGAAAUUAUGAAAGUACUACUUGAUAAGCGUGGUGGUGAGAUUCGGAUUACACCAGACGUGCUCCGGGUGGUUGCUCGGAAUAGAGGGUCUGGUGAAAAGAUUAUGAGAUUACUGCUUGCCAAGCGUGACAGUAAGAUCCAGAUCACAUCAGAUUUCAUCCUGGCAGCUGCUAGAAUGAGAGUUCCUGAAAGGAUCAUGAACCUACUGCUUGAGAAGUGUGAUAGCGUGAUUCGGAUUACACCAGACAUGGUUCGGGCAGCUGUCGAGAAUGGGAGGAUUGGAGAAAAGGUAAUAAGAUUACUGCUUACUGAGCAUUUUAGUGAGGUUCAAAUCACAGCAGACAUCGUUCAGGCAGUUGCUAGGAUGAGCGGGAGUGAGAAAUUCUUUGAAUUACUGCUUGACAAGCGGGGCAGUGAGAUCCAGAUCACACCAAAAAUCGUCCAGGCGGCGGCUGAGAACCGGCAAAGUGGCGAAGAGGUCAUGAGAAUACUGCUUGAUAAGCGGGGUAGUGAGAUUCAGAUCACACCAGACGUCGUUGAGGCGGCGGCUAAAAACUGGCAAAGUGGGAAGAAGCUCGUGGAAUUAUUACUUGACAAGCGAGGCACUGAAAUUCAGAUCUCCCCAGAUGUGGUCCUGGCAGCUGCUAAUAAUGGAUUGCACGGAGAACAGAUUAUGAGAUUACUCUUUGAUAAGUGUGACAGUAAAAUCCAGAUCACGCUAGAGAUAGCUCAAACAGCUGCUAGGAAUUGGCGAAAUGGGGAAAAAAUUAUGGAAAUACUACUUGACAAGCGAGGCGCUGAAAUUCAGAUCACUCCAGAGGUGUUCCGGGCAGUUCCUUUCAACUGGGAAUGGGAAUUGGGAUUAUGGCUAUGA
Talaromyces amestolkiae is the source of this 3753-nucleotide messenger RNA. RefSeq lists its product as uncharacterized. The transcript is spliced from 8 exons. NCBI's taxonomy places the organism in Eukaryota, Fungi, Ascomycota, Eurotiomycetes, Eurotiales, Trichocomaceae. The coding region runs from base 1 to 3753 and encodes 1250 amino acids. The record is from RefSeq and is a predicted model, not a curated record.